AUGUACGGCAUCACCAUUGAUAACGCCCCAAGUAGGGUCUAAAUCGGGAAAGCGGGGAUGAUAAGGAGUACCCAACAUAGAGUCGAGAGGGAGAGUUGAGCCAGAAAACUAAAUCCUUCAUGAACAGCGUUUUGACUCUUAGGCUGGCCACAUUUCCAUUACCUGCCUCAAAACCAUCUCUUUUGUGUGUUUUACUGUUUUCUUUACCCAGAAGUCACCUGGAUGGAAGAAACGUCAGAGGAAACGGUCAUCUUGAUGGAACUAACGUCGGAAGAAGCUCUCAUCUCGAUGGAAGGAACAUUGGAGGAAACGGUCACAUUGAUAGAAGAAACGGUCACCUUGAUGACGGGAACGUCGGAGGAAACAGUCACCUUGAAGGCGAGAACGUCAGAGGAAACGGUCACCUUGAUGGAUGGAACGUCAGAGGAAACGGUCACCUUGAUGGAAGGAACAUCAGAGGAAAUGAUCACCUUGAUGGAAGGAAUGUCAGAGGAAACGGUCACCUUGAUGGAAGGAACAUCAGAGGAAAUGGUCACCUUGAUGGAAGGAAGGUCAGAGGAAACGGUGUUGGGAGAAGCAGUGGUGGGCAAGCGUGCUACAGGACGAGUCACCUGGAUGGAAGAAUUGUCUGAGGAAACGGUGCUGGGAGAAGCAGCGGUGAACGAGCAUGGCACAGAAGGGGAAGUCGAGGUGAGAACGCCGGUUGGCAUUGCCCCGGCCUGUGUGUCUUUCUGAUGACCUUGGCACAGACUGGCACGCUUUUCUAAAGCUGCGGGGGGAUUUAUACCUACUGUAGCUAUGUGCUUUGUUCUCCUGUCAGGCCUCGACUGCUAAGCCCGUCUUGCGCAGACCCAGUGUGCAUGUCGCCAGGAGGUGCAGUGUUCUAGCAAGCGACGUAAGUAGGAUUCAUCCUCUGUGUUCUCUAAUACAGCCUGUUGUUAUUGUGGGAGGUUGUGGCAGGAUUCACUGCAGUCCAGUAAUGGGCUAUAGCCACCUGUAAAGGAUUUGGAGGAAAGCCCUUGAUGGAUUUAGUCAUGCCUACACUACAGCACCACAGAUUAAGAGGUUUGUUGGCCAAUCUGGCGAUAAUUCAUCUGGAACAAAAUGAGAGGGUGGACCCUUUUUUGUGCUCAACACCCCUAGGAGAUAGAGAUUACUAUGAAAGCUAAGCUCAAAGAGAGGUGAGUCUGGAGUCUGAAGGUGUCCUAAAAUAGUACUGCUAUUACUAGAGAGGAAAGGCACAUGGGAACCAAACAAGCCUAGAAAUGUAUAGAUUAGAUCACAAUUCCCUCCCUCUACUCCAACUCAGAAGAUAACUAUAAUUUUGAGUAACCAUGGUGAUAUGAUCCCUCGAAUGAUAUGAGUUCUUUAUGGCUUUCAAAGGGAAGGAAUUACAGUUUGUGCUGCCUGUCCAUUAGAUAAGAAGCCAUAUCUAGUGAAGAAGAACGAAGCAGCUAUUUUGGAUUUCAGCUGCUUAUCAUUCAGAAGCCCCCACCCCUUCAUUUUUCCUCUGGUCAUAUGGAGAAAAAAAGUGAGGGCGGGAUGACUGGUUAGAGAGGUUUGUGAUUGGCCAUUUGAAUGUUUCCUUGUUGUCCGUCAACAUAAUACACCAAUUAUUUUGCACAAUGAAUCUGCAUAAUUACUAAGUAUCCAUCUGUGAUGUAGAAUAAUUCCGACAUGUCUCAAAGUGCUCUCUAAUUAUGACACCCACCACUUAGUGGAGAUAAAACCUUUAGCAACUGCUGGCCAUACAAUUUUACACGAUAGCGGAGAAGCACACUGGCUAUUUGAAUACUUUUGGCAGGACGAAAUACAUUGUUGAAACAUGAUUACAGGACAUAAAUGAUGAACAUUCUGACACUACAGUAUAUUACUACAGUAUAUUACUUCAGUGUAGUUUUUCAUGUUCAAGAGGGGUCUCUUUUCCUCUCUCUUCAUCGUCCCCUAGUUGAAUAAAUGGAAAGGCCAUCUCUAUUCCCCCCUGUUCUGGAGAUGUAGAAGCUUUUUUUGCCUGACUUUUUGCUGGUAAAAUGUAGAAGGUCAAAUAUAUGCCCCCAUUGUAAUGCCAUGCCAGUGUGGCACAGUGUCCAAAUGGAAAAGCAUUGAUAAGCAGUAUCGGCCAGAGGAACAAUUGUCUAGCUGAGCUUUUGUCUCCUUUAUGCUGUAGCUACAAUAGACACUGUAACACAACCGGUACAGUCAGACAACGUGCCAAGCAGACCCAUACACUUAAGUUACUGUAUUCAUUAGUAAUGAGCUCUUAGUGCACGGUCACCUAUAUAAAGGGCCUUAUUGGUUUAUUAGCUUCCAAUUGGCUCAUUAAUCUACUCUCCUCUCCACUGUAACUAUUCCCCAAGUCGUUGCUGUAAAUGAGAAUGUGUUCACAAUCAACUUACCUGGUCAAAUAAAUAUAUAUAUAUAUAUACUGUCUAUAUAUAAUAAUAAUAAUUUGUCAUUACCUAAUUACUGUAGCUUGCGAUAAGCUUAUCUUGAACCAUUAUGAGGCCCAACAUAUCAGCUGACACCCUACAGGUUUUAACCCUUUGCAGACUGUAACUAUGUGCUUUGUUCUCCUGUCAGACCUCGGCUGCUAAGCCUGUCUUGCCCGAACCCGGUUUCGCCAGGAGGUGCAGUGUUCUGGCAAGUGACGUAAGUAGGAUUCAUCCUCUUUGUUCUUUAAUACAGCCUGUUGUUAUUGUGGGAGGUUGUGGCAGGAUUGGCUGCACUGUCCAGUAAUGGGGUGUAGCCACCUGUAAAGGUUUUUGAGGAAAAGCAGCCUUUUCUUCAGGCCUGUGUAGAUAACGAUAUGCUGAAAACAAUAUGCUUUGUAUCGACCUGUAUUUUACUGUUUGUCAUGACACCAUGUUAUUAAACUAAUAAAGUUGUCCUUCGAAUAAGGUGGGUGGUGGUGGGGCCUAAGAAAGACAAAAGAACAAAACAUAACACCUCUCUCCUGCUAUCCUGUAGGUUAAGUACAAGGAGGUUUAUGAGAAAUCCAAGGCCCAGAACCUCUUCAUUCCCGACGUAGAGUUUCAGCAUUCAAAGAACGUCAACGCUUUCAUCUCUGAGGUGAGUUGUGUGUUGUUGACGUCAUUCUCUGUCUCUCUCUUCUCUCUCUCUCUCCCCCUAUCUCUCUCUCUCCCCCAAUCUCUCUCUCUCUCUCUUUCCCUCUCCCCUCUCCUUGGCACCUUGGCAAGCCGCAGACACAAAACAUUCCUCAGCACUGAGCUUUGUCAUUCCAGUCACAGUGUCUGUCAGCCCUGUGAUAUAAGGUAUUGUUUUGGUGCUCUGCUUGUGGAUAGACUGUCCUGUUGAUUGUCAACAGUGCCUUUUAAAGUGCAUUCUGCUCCUGUCAACACACACAUUCAUAACACACACACACAUGCACGUACACACACACAGAUACGCACACACACGCAUACAUUAUGCACAUAAGCAGACACACAUGACAGGAUAGUUGAACAGUUGACUGGACAAAACUCACAUCAAUAUUCAACACGGAUGCUUCACCUGAAGCUCUCACAAGCUUAAUGGAUUCAGAUAAUGUGACUUUUCACUGUGAAAAAGGCUUGGCUGGUCUUUUAAACAUGGAAUGACCAUAAAACAAUUGUUUUUCUUCUACAUUAGCUUCUAAGUGCUUACAAAACGCAUAAAACAACAGCUAGUGCAUUUUCCGGCUGGAAAAUUCCUAGUGAAAGCUAGUUUUUUUCCUUAGCAACGUUCAAAGCAUUAUAAACGUAGUGCACCCACGGUAUUUUUAUGUUUGAAAGUGUGUCUAAUAAGCUUGUCAUUUGAGCUAUGUUCAUAAACGAUGAGACACAGGUAUUUUUUGUGUUUGUGCAUUUGUGUCUAAAAUGUUGUCUUAGCAUGGAUGCUAUGUUCAUAAACUGAGACACAGGUAUAUUUUGUGUUUGUGCAAUUGUCUUAGCAUGGAUGCUAGUAGGGAUGAUUUGUAUUGUUUUUCCAUCACUGUUAUGUUUUAGACCAAGUACAAGGAGGAAGGAAAGUUGGAAACAGCCAUGUGUCUCUACUCAGUGCUCCCAGAAACAAUGGCGACCCAACACGCCAGAGAGGCAUCCGAGCUACAGAGUGAGGUAGUGAGAUCACACCAAACCUCCUUGUUAUUUCAGCCUCUCUGACUUAGCUACACGGAGGCGUUAUAGACUGCAUAUCUCCAGCCAGAUCAUCUUGAGCCUAAAGUCACCCUUCACAGUCAUUCUGAAACAGGUUGUUAUCGUAAAAUACUAUUUGUGCUCGAAGACUUACCUGGCUUAACAAAGGUUGAAUAGAUUCAGUCGAUAAAAAAAGUAUGUUAAAUGCCACUGAAACACUUUGGCUACAGAUAAAUAACAAGGAUUACAGUAGAUAUUAAUAGAAUAUUAACUUGGACUUUUUCCAGAUCAAGUACAAAGGGAAUGUGAAGACGGAGAUAUCCACUUCCCUCUACUCACUGCUCCCGGAGACCCUUGAGACUCAGUUUGCGAAGGAGCAUUCGGACAUGCUGAGUGAAGUGAGAGCUUUUCCAACUUCUGACACCAUUUGGCAAAAUUGAGAAUGAACGACAUUCAAAUCUGAUAUCAUCCACUUGAGUGGCUGACGCAUCAACCACAGUGCCAAGAAGAUUCAUUCACUUGGCACUGGUCUUGUAGUGUGCCUAGGAAUGGCAGCGUUUUUUGGAAUGUGCUUGUUUCUUUUCCAGAGCAAGUACAGAGAGGAGGGGAAAAGGGAAAUCUCCAGCAGCCUGUACUCCCUGCUUCCAGACACCACUGAGAUGCAGCUCUCUAAAACGGUGAAAGAGUUCCAGAGUGAGGUAUUACCACCCUCCUCUUCCUCUUCUUCCGCUCAUCAUGAGGAGGAAAGAUUUAACGGCUGUAUGGUAGAUUUAGUGUUCCGCACAUUGGGUCACUGUAUUAACAUUCUUUAACAUUCUCCCCUUACUGAUUGGCCAACCCGAGAUGGUUAGUGACGAAGACUUCCGGGUACCAAGCCUCCACGGUCUGAUGGGCAAUGAAUUGAGUCUACUUCCCAGUCAGACUAUGUUAGCCACCACUCAAAUCCCAUGACCCCAGGCAUGAUCAAUAUACCACUGUCAGUACUAAACACAGCCUAGAGUGGUGAGAGCAGAAUAAAUGAGUCAAGCAGUAAAAACCAACUAAUGCUAUUUCUAAGUCUCCCGAGUGGCGCAGUGGUCUAAGGCACUGCAUCGCAGUGCUAGCUGUGCCACUAGAGAUCCUGGACCCAUGGGGCGGCUCACAAUUGGCCCAGCGUCAUCCAGGGUAGGGGAGGGAAUGGCCGGCAGGGAUGUAGCUCAGUUGGUAGAGCAUGGCGUUUGAAACGCCAGGGUUAUGGGUUCGAUUCCCACGGGGGGCCAGUAUGAAUUUUUUUUUUUUUAAAUAAUUUAUUCACUCACUAACUGUAAGUCGCUCUGGAUAAGAGCAUCUGCUAAAUGACUAAAAUGUAAAAAUGUAUCUUGUGUUGCAGAACAAGUACAGGGAGGCCGGGAAGAGAAGGCUCUCUACUUCUAUGUAUUCCCUGCUACCAGAGACCAUGGAGAUACAACACGCCAAAGAGGCUUCUCUGCUACAGAGUGAGGUAUAUUAACUUCAGUCCACUUCACUUCAUUGGGCUUAUUCACGAACGUGUGUGAAGUGUGAAGACAAUCAACAUUUAGAAUCAACAUUGACAUUGAUGACGACACAAGGUCACACUAACAGCCAUAGACAACAGUGAAAAUGUGAGGCGAGGGGAGACGUGUUACAGUGUAGGAUCAUUCCUAGUGUGUCCGCACCAUUGAAAAUAAUGGAAUUAAAUGCACUAGCGCUUUAAAAAGUGUGUUUAGUGUGGUACCCGUCUAAACCCAAGACAGUCACUGCCCUCUACUCAGUAAAUAUGAAAGAAAAUGUGCCAACUGUUGAAGUGUUGAGCCUGAAUUAGAACACUGUGAUUAGUUGCUGUUCUCUGUAUCUCCCUUUUCAGAUGAAAUACAAAGAAUUAAGCAAAGGUGCACCGUCCUCCCUCUACUCUCUACUCCCAGAGACCACAGAGAUCCAGUUUGCCAGAGAGAUGACAGAGAUGCAGAGCGAGGUGUGUAUUCAUUUGUAAAGUCAGGGAACUAUAGUCUCAGAGCUAUUUCAAGGUUUAGAACCCCAAAAUAAAAGUUUGUGAGAUGUUUUGUAUACCUCAGAAGUGGUCUGAAGUUAAGCUCAGCCUCAGUCAAUAAUACAUGUUAAGGCUUGCUUAUUGUCUAUGCCUGGGUUUAAUUCAUUGAGCAUUUUUGCAUUGUCAUCCUUCAGAACAAAUACAAAGAGAGUGGAAAAAGGAAUGCCUCCAGUUGCAUUUACUCUCAACUAGCAGAGACCCCUGAGACCCAUUUUGCUAAAGCUGUGUCAGAACUCCAGAGUGAGGUAUGGACAUCAAGAACACAAAAAUCAAAGCCAAACGUUAGGUAACACUUUACUUGAAGGUUAUUACCUACAUAAGGACGUCAUAACCCACACAUAUCACAUUCAUAAGCAAUUUUUUUAGACAUUUUAGUCAUUUAGCAAACGCUCUUAUCCAGAGCGACUUACAAUUAGUGAGUGCAUACAUUUUUCAUACUGGCCCCCGUGGGAAUGACAUAUGUCAACAACCGCAUAAUAAAAAUAUCAACAUGCGGUUGUUGGCAUUUGACGUAAGCGUUUAUGAAAUACUUAUAUACUUGUGGUAUGUGUGUUAUGAAUGUGUUAUGAAAGCCUUAUGUAGGUACAUUUCAAUUGUCCUAUUUUUGUAUUGUAUAUUUGGUCCUUUUAAAGGGAAGUCUUUUUUAGCUGUCCUGAGAUGUCUGUUAUGGUUUUCGUGUCAGAUAAAGUACAAGAAGGCAGGGAAGAAGGGAGUUUCUAGUUUUCUCUAGUUCUCAUUUGAGGUAGCCAAUGUUUCCAUGUGAUGUUUCCUUUAUUCCAGCUAAAGUACAGGGAAGGACUGAAAAAGGACACCUCCCCCAGUUUUUAUUCUACGCUGCCCGAAACAAUUGAGACUAAUUUUGCGAAACAACAAUCAGCAAUGCGAAGUGAGGUAAAUAAUAUGUAUGUGUGUAUAUACUGUUAGAAUACACAGGAAGUACAAUGUGCAUUCUCACAGAAUGACAAAAAAAAAGAAGGGAAAUUCAUUACAAUAUAAUUUUUUAAAAAUGUUUUUGCUCUGAGUAGAAUCUCAGAAAAAUCAUGAAUAAUUUAAUUCAGUCUAUCACGUAUUUUAGUUUGUGGGUCAGUGCUUGGAAAUGUUUCGUGUUGCCUCUUCAUUAUCCAAUUUAUCCAAACAAAACCAGAAGGAGUACAUUUCUUGAUGAUUCACAAGGAUAUAUCCUCCAAUCUUUUUAAUGGUUCAAUCAUGUUGACUCAAAUUAUUUUCCACCAUUUUGUAGAUAAAGUAUAAAGAGGAUGGGAAAGAGAACUCCUUUAGCCUCUACUCUCUGCUCCCAGAGACGCCAGAGACCCAGUUUGCAAAAGAGGUCUCCGACUUACAGAGUGAGGUAAUUUCAUGGCGCAGUAGGCCAAUGACUCAUACAUAUGAGUCACUGAUUGAUUAGAAGGAUUUUGGGUAACACUUUAUAAUACCUUUCAUGAAUAAUCAUUAUAAAUGCUCAUACAUAAUUAUGCUUAGUCAUUGUAGAUGUUUUCAAAUAAUGAAAACGUAUUUUUAGUUUAUAAAUACUUAAAUGCUAAGUCAUUGAAGUUGUUAGAAAGUAUUACAGAAUUGUAUCAUGAACUUUAGAGAAGGUUUAAGAAGAUUCAGGAUCAAGAAACACAUGUCUGUGUCUCCUCCUUCAGCUCAAGUAUACAGAGGGGGGGAAGCAGAAGAUCUCGACAAGCCUGUAUUCUCUGCUCCCCGAGACCACAGAGACCCAGUUGGCCAAGCAGAUGUCUGAAAUGCAGAGCGAGGUGAAUAUUCAUUCCAAACAAAAUCUAACUUUCGUUAAAGUUCACUUAACACUUGUCUACACAAGGGCCCUGCAUUGUGAAUUGAUUGUUUUCUUGUGGUGUUGCAGACCAAGUACAAGGAAGCAGGCAAGAGGGAGGUGGUCACUUCUUUGUACUCUCUACUCCCCGAGACCAAGGACAUCCGGCACGCCAAGGAAGCGUCCCAGUUACGGAGUGAGGUACUAUAUAGCAUUUAGAUUUAAUUUUCACCACAUUUAUUUUACCUAUCCAAUACUUUCAAACUACACAAGUGCCUAGCUUGAGAUCAUUAAACAAGUAUUAAUACUUACUCAUCUCUCUCUGUUUCUCAGAUCAAAUACAAAGAGAGUGGGAAGAAGGACAUCUCAACCUCCCUCUACUCUCUACUCCCAGAGACCACAGAGAUCCAGUUUGCCAGAGAAAUGACAGAGAUGCAGAGCGAGGUGGCUGGACAUUUAGUUCAUAACUUCUGUUUUGGGUGCUUUUCUGUAUAAUGAUUGAGAAUUAACCAACAAAUUAGAAUGAUUAUAUAUCACAAUACUUUCCUUUUUCCAGAAUAAAUACAAAGAAGAAGGAAAAAGGCGUAUCUCCACGAGUGUGUACUCUCAGCUUCCAGAAACCACCGAGACACAGUUUGCGAAAGCUGUCUCUGAACUUCAGAGUGAGGUUAGCAACUAUUAUUCCUUAGUUAAGGGACAAUUUUCUUACAUAUUUGUUCCAUUUGGAAUGAUGGCGAUGCCCAUCAACAUUGUAUAGAUCCUUGAGUAAAUUCAUUGGAAAUACAUACUGAAUAAAAUGCUGAAUCUUUUUUCCUCCAUUUAGAUGAAGUACAAAGAAGCAGGGAAGAAGGGAGUUUCUAGUUCUCUCUACUCCACCUUACCAGAAACAAUGGAGACCCAGCACGCCAAAGAGGCUUCCCAGCUACAGAGUGAGGUAGAGUAUGAACAGGAAUGGGAAGUAGUGAACUACAUGUAGUUCAACUAGUAAUUUAAAUGCAUUUAAAUGCAUGUGAUGUUUCCUUUAUUCCAGCUAAAGUACAGGGAAGGACUGAAAAAUAACACCUCCCCCAGUUUCUAUUCUACGCUGCCCGAAACAAUUGAGACAAAUUUUGCGAAACGACAAUCAGCAAUGCGGAGCCAGGUAAAGAAUAUGUCUGUAUAUAUAUGCUGUUAGAAUACACAUCAUGCAUGUACAAUGUGCAUUCUUGCAGAAUGACUACGACUAAAAUAGUUUUUGGGUUGUUUAUUUAAAUUUGGUCUGAGUACGAUCUCAGAGAAAUCUUGAACAAUUUGAUUUCAGGUUAUUAAAUAUUUUAGUAUUUUGGUCAGUGAUUAGAAAUGUUUCUUGUCGCUUCAUAUUCAAUUUAUCCAAACAACUACAGGUAUAAGUGAAUCUUUGGGGAGGCUUUUGUGUGGGAAGAUAUAAGUUAUUCUCACUGGUUUUUGGCAAUGAUUUUGUAGGCUUGGUUUCAAUGAUCUCUGGUUCAUAAGCUGUCAUCUUCAUUUCUACUAUACCAGAUCAAGUAUAAAGAAGAUACUGAGGAGAACUCUAGCAACCUCUACUCUCUGCUCCCCGAGACAGCAGAGACACAGUUUGCAAAGCAGAUGUCUGAAAUGCAGAGCGAGGUAAAUAUCUGUUUAGAAUCACCAAACAUCAACAUGGGCUGAAUACAUUUCUAACUUGAGAAAUUUUACAGUGAAAAUCUCUCAUUGACAUCAGUUUAUUUAUUUAUGCAAAAUGUGAUUCUCAAAAUUGGAUGUUUCCUUUAGUCAAUAACUGAAGCCAGAGAAGGAGGAAUUCCCUUUCCAAGAGAAACACAGAAACAUUUAUCCUUUUUCUUUAUCGAUCUUCAUGUACAAAAAAUGCUGUUUAAUCAGAGAAUACCUGCACGUUUCUAUUAUGUCUACAAAAGUAGCAGUGUCUUUUGUUGCUGUUGUUUUCCAGACAAAAUACAAAGAAGCAGGGAAGAAAGAGGCCUCCACUUCUCUCUACUCCACCUUACCAGAGACUUUGGAGACCCAGCACGCCAAAGAGGCUUCACAGCUACAGAGUGAGGUAAGAACAUGGGCUGCCCAUCUGAUGUCUGUACAUUACAUUUUUCAUCAUAACUAAUUCAGAGGAAACCCUUCCUGUUACUGACAAACAUACAUUACUUCAGUAUCAAACGUCAGUGUACCUUUCCAUCUAAUGGAAUAAAGCCUGAGCGUUCCAAGAUGAAGCAAAUCUCUGCCUGUGUUAUUUGAGUGCUCCAAUGCCUUUACCAUAAAUAAGUCCACAAUUGGAAGUUUAUUUUGGGUAAGCCCAAUUUAUGGAUUCCUGUCUUUGUUGUUGAGCAGCACCCCUCCUACUUUACUUUGUUUGCUGAAGCACGGAGGCCUACCUCAACUCACAUCCAUUACUUUGUUUUCCAGCUCAAAUACAAAGGUGAGAAAGUCUUCUCUGGUUCGGCUUACUCUCAACUCCCUGAGACGAUGGAGACAGAGAGAGCUCGGGAGCUCACAGAGAUGCAGAGCGAGGUGAGCAUGAAUGCUACUGGAAUUAACAUAAUGUUGUUAUAGUCAUUCUGCUAUCAACUUCAAUUGGCACUCCAGAUUUCUAUAGACAUAAGCCGGGUUCAGAAACAAUUCCCCUAGGUACUGAAUGUAGUUCUAAAAUAAAUACAUAGGUAUAAGCAAUAAGGUAGUAGCUCCACCUUGCCCUAUGUCUAGGUGUAUUUUAUACCAUAUUUAUUUGACCUAUCCAAUAAUUUCAUAUCUACACAAGUGCCUAGCUUGAGAUCAUUAAACAAGUAUUAAUACUUACUCAUCUCUCUCUGUUUCUCAGAUCAAAUACAAAGAGAGUGGGAAGAAGGACAUCUCAACCUCCCUCUACUCUCUACUCCCAGAGACCACAGAGAUCCAGUUUGCCAGAGAAAUGACAGAGAUGCAGAGCGAGGUGGCUGGACAUUUAGUUCAUAACUUCUGUUUUGGCCGCUUUUCUGUAUAAUGACUGAGAAUCACCAAAAAAAGUAGAACAAUUAUACACUACAGUGCAUUCGGAAAGUAUUCAGACCCCUUGACCUUUUCCACAUUUUGUUAUGUUACAGCAUUAUUCUAAAAUGGAUUAAAUUGUUUUUUCCCCUGAUCAAUCUACACACAAUACACUAUAAUGACAAAGCAAAAACUGGUUUUUAGACAUUUUAGCAAAUUUAUAAAAAAUUAAAAAAUGGAAAUAUCACAUUUACAUAAGUAUUCAGACCCUUUACUCAGUACUUUGUUGAAGCACCUAUGGCAGCGAUUACAGCCUCGAGUCUUCUUGGGUGUGACGCUACAAGCUUGGCACACCUGUAUUUGGGGAGUUUCUCCCAUUCUUCUUUGCAGAUCCUCUCAAGCUCUGUCAGGUUGGAUGGGGAGCGUCGCUGCACAGCUAUUUUCAGGUCUCUCCAGAGAUUUUCGAUCGGGUUCAAGUCCAGGCUCUGGCUGGGCCACUCAAGGACAUUCAGAGACUUGUCCCGAAGCCACUCCUGUGUUGUCUUGGCUGUGUGCUUAGGGUCGUUGUCCUGUUGGAAGGUGAACCGUCACCUCAGUCUAAGGUCCUGAGCGCUCUGGAGCAGGUUUUCAUCAAGGAUCUCUCUGUAGUCUUUCCCUCGAUCCUGACUAGUCUCCCAGUCCCUGCCGCUGAAAAACAUCCCCACAGCAUGAUGCUGUCACCACCAUGCUUCACCGUAGGGAUGGGGCCAGGUUUCCUCCAGACGUGACCCUUGGCAUUCAGGCCAAACAGUUCAAUCUUGGUUUUAUCAGACCAGAGAAUCUUGUUUCUGAUGGUCUGAAAGUCUUUAGGUGCCUUUUGGCAAACUCCAACUGUUGUGUGACUUUUACUGAGGAGUGGCUUCCAUCUGGCCACUCUGCCAUAAAGACCUGAUUGGUGGAGUGCUGCAGAGAUGGUUGUCCUUCUGGAAGGUUCUCCCAUCUCCACAGAGGAACUCUGGAGCUCUGUCAGAGUGACCAUCGGGUUCUUGGUCACCUCCCUGACCAAGGCCCUACUCCCCCGAUUGCUCAGUUUGGCCGGGUGGCCAGCUCUAGGAACAGUCUUGGUGGUUCCAAACUUCUUCCAUUUAAGAAUGAUGGAUGCCACUGUGUUCUUGGGGACCUUCAAUGCUGCAGAAAUAUUUUGGUACCCUACCCCAGAUCUGUGCCUCGAACACAAUCCUGUCUUGGAGCUCUACGGACAAUUCCUUCGACCUCAUGGCUUGGUUUUUGCUCUGACAUGCACAGUCAACUGUGGGACCUUAUAUAGACAGGUGUGUGCCUUUUCAAAUAAUGUCCAAUCAAUUGAAUUUACCACAAGUGGACACCAAUCAAGUAGAAACAUCUCAAGGAUGAUCAAUGGAAACAGGAUGCACCUGAGAUCAAUUUGAAGUCUUCAGUUUUGUAUUUUUAAUACAUUUGCAAACAUUUCUAAUAACCUGUUUUCGCUUUCUCAUUAUGCGUUAUUAUAUGUAGAUAUAUGGGGGAAAAAUGUAUUUAACUUAGAAUAAGGCUGUAACGUAACAAGAUGUGGAAAAAGGGAAGGGGUCUGAAUACUUUCCGAAUGCACUGUAUAUAUACAAAAGUAUGUGGACACCCCUUCAAUUCGGCUACCCCUAGUGGAUUCGGCUAUUUCAGCAACAGGUGUAUAAAAUCAAGCACACGGCCAUGCAAUCUCCAUAGACAAACAUUGGCAGUAGAAUGGCCUUACUGAAGAGCUCAGUGACUUUCAACAUGGCACCGUCAUAGUAUGCCACCUUUCCAACAAUUCAGUUCGUCAAAUUUCUGCCCUGCUAAAGCUGCCCCGGUCAACUGUAAGUGCUGUUAUUGUGAAGUGGAAACGUCUAGGAGCAACAACGGCUGGUAGGCCACACAAGCUCACAGAACGGGACUGCCGAGGGCUGAAGCGCGUAGCGCGUAAAAAUUGUCUGUCCUCGAUUGCAACACUCACUACCGAGUUCCAAACUGCCUCUGGAAGCAACGUCAGCACAAUAACUGUUAGUCGGGAGCUUCAUGAAAUGGGUUUCCAUGGCCGAGCAGCCGCACACAAGCCUAAGGUCACCAUGCGCACAAUGCCAAGCGUCGGCUGGAGUGGUGUAAAGCUGGCCACCAUUGGACUCUGGAGCAGUGGAAACGUGUUCUCUGUAUUGAUAAAUCACGCUUCACCAUCUGGCAGCCCUACGAACAAAUCUGGGUUUGGCGGAUGUCAGGAGAACUAUGCCCCAAUGCAUAGUGCCAACUGUAAAGUUUGGUGGAGGAAGAAUAAAGGUCUGGGGCUGUUUUUCAUGGUUUGGGCAAGGUCCUUUAGUACCAGUGAAGGAAAAUCUUAACGCUACAGCAUACAAUGACAUUCUAGACGAUUCUGUGCUUCCAACUUUGUGGCAACAGUUUGGGGAAGGCCCUUUCCUGUUUCAGCAUGACAAUGCCCCAGUGUACAAAGCGAGGUCCAUACAGAAAUGGUUUGUCGAGAUUGGUGUGGAAGAACUUGACUAGCUUGCACAGAGCCCUGACCUCUACCCCAUCGAACACCUUUGUGAUAAAUUGGAAUGCCGACUGCGAGCCAGGCCUAAUCGCCCAACAUCAGUGCUCGAUCUCACUAAUGCUCUUGUGGCUGAAUGGAAGCAAGUCCCCGCAGCAAUGUUCCAACAUCUAGUGGAAAGCCUUCCCAGAAGAGUGGAGGCUGUUGUAGCAGCAAAGGGGGGACCAACUCCAUAUUAAUGCCCAUGAUUUUGGAAUGAGAUGUUCGACGAGCAGGUGUCUACAUACUUUUGAUCAUGAAGUGUAUAUCGCAAUACUUUAUUUUUUCCAGAAUAAAUACAAAGAAGAAGGAAAAAGGCGUAUCUCCACGAGUGUGUACUCUCAGCUUCCAGAAACCACCGAGACACAGUUUGCGAAAGCUGUCUCUGAACUUCAGAGUGAG
Coregonus sp. 'balchen' is the source of this 13859-nucleotide messenger RNA. Lineage: Eukaryota; Metazoa; Chordata; Actinopteri; Salmoniformes; Salmonidae. The record is from the annotation of a GenBank genome assembly.